Messenger RNA from Trichoderma virens Gv29-8, 1398 nucleotides. RefSeq names its product glycoside hydrolase family 5 protein. The transcript has 3 exons. Lineage: Eukaryota; Fungi; Ascomycota; Sordariomycetes; Hypocreales; Hypocreaceae. Gene Ontology annotation, molecular function: hydrolase activity, hydrolyzing O-glycosyl compounds. Bases 1 to 1398 code for a protein of 465 amino acids. The record is from RefSeq and is a predicted model, not a curated record.
AUGAAGCUCAACACUGUGGCGUACGCUUUGGCUGCCUCUGGCUUUACUACCGCGUCAAACUCUUUUGCAGGAUCUAGCUUGUAUUUCCUCCCUGGACUUUCGGCAUCCGACCAAGCCAACUACAUCAAUACUCUCUCCAGCUAUGGAGCCAAGGUGGUUCGCAUUUGGAUCAAUCAGCAUACGACUGGCUGUGAUAAAGGCAGCAAUAUCGUCACAAGUGUUCAAGAGUUCGAAACAAGCAUAGGUUCAUACAAUUGGGAUGCUCUGGCAAAAGUUGAUAAAGUUCUCGCCCAACUGGCCGCAAAGGGAAUGAAAGCCAUCAUCUCUCCCCAUGACGGAAAUGACAUUCACGACGGCAACACCAAUGGCAAUGGCUGUGAUAUUUACUGCAAGACCUACGGUACUUCAUUCUAUGGCAACUCGAAUGCCCAGGCUCAGUAUGACGCCCGUAUCAAGGCCAUCUUGACUUAUACGUCGCCCAGCAGUGGCCUUCAGUGGGGGAACUGGUCUCAGGCCAUAUUGGCAUUUGACCUCGAGAACGAACCUUUCCAGUUCACCUCUGACGGAGCAAACGGCGAUCCUUCCAACUGGCUCUGCAACCGAGCACAAAACUUCAAGAAGUACAUUACGGAUUCCAACAUCAAGGUCGCAACCGGAGGCAUUGGCGGUGACCAGGUUCACGGCUACAACCUGCUCUCAAAGGCUCUCACUUGCUCAGCCAUCGACAUCAUUAGCAUUCAUGCCUAUGUUGGUGAUGCGUCUACUUGGGGUUAUCUUCUUCCAGGUUUUGAGUCUACGGCCGCGUCCCACAACAAACUUCUCCAUGUAGAAGAAUGGGGAGUCCAGACCAGUUACAACUCCAACUUUAACGACCAAGCUGCUUCUCUCAAUGCUCAAGGUAUUCCAUGGACAUACUGGCAAAUGAUUCCAGGUGACGACGGCACCGAGGCUUGUAACAGCGGUUGUUGCACCGGCUAUGACGGUUUCGAAGUCGGCUUCAACAGUGGCAAGGGAAACAUUCAAUAUGCCAUCUCUCAGGCAAACAGCAAGACGACAAAGCAAGACUGGAGCUUUGUUGGAGCGCCCCCAGCUGGAGGUUCCGGCCCACCACCGCCUCCGCCGCCUCCUCCUCCUCCCUCAAACUAUCCAAAAGACACUUGUACUUGGGGCUGCGAGGGCUGGGACUGUAGUAGUUCCGUUCCUUGCCAAUCGGCUUACUCUUGUGUGGGAGGAUACUGCAAAAACUGCAGCUGGGGAUGCGGCGGCUGGGAUUGCAGCGCUUCUCAGCCGUGUAACGCGGAUUACUCUUGUGUUAAUGGCAUCUGUCACCACGCUGGCCCGGCAACCGGAAAGAGGGACCUGUCGGGAGAACUGCCAGGCAUGUCGUGGGUUGCAUAA